Sordaria macrospora k-hell is the source of this 2865-nucleotide messenger RNA. NCBI's taxonomy places the organism in Eukaryota, Fungi, Ascomycota, Sordariomycetes, Sordariales, Sordariaceae. The record is from RefSeq and is a predicted model, not a curated record.
AUGGACCAGGAGAUGAAGCAGGCCGAGCCAGAGCCGUCGCCAGCUCCAAUGGCGAUGGCUUCGAUGCCGGCCGCGUCGCCUCAACCACAACAAGAGCAACCCGACGUCGAGAUGAACCAGGACCAGGAACACGACUCCCCUCAGACUCCGAUGCAACUCAACCUGUCAAGCCCCGUGCCGAAUUCAGCCAACAAUAGUCAACAGCAACAACAACAACAACACCAGCAACACCAGCAACAGCAUCCACAGCAACUACAACCCCAGGUCAAUCAGAUCAACGGCCAACAGCUUUCUGGCCAGAUUCCUGGUCAAUUUCCUCUUCCCAGUCAAUCUCCUAGCCAGGUCAACAGUCCAGUCUCUGUCGGGACUCCUGGACAAGUUCCUGGCUUAGCCCUCCCAACACCUGCCAUCAAGCGGAGAGCUCCAAUCGCUUGCCGAAGAUGCCGCCGUAUGAGAAGCAAAUGUCUCCAUGACAAGGCCCAGCCUCCAUGCCAAGCUUGUCGCGAUGCUGGACUUGGUCCGGCUGACUGCACGUUCCCCGUCCGUGGCCAGCCCGAUCAAGACCGCGAAUACCGACACCCUCGAGUUAGAGCCGACAAGUCGACCAAGCGAGACCCGGCGAAGGUCCGGCGCGAAAUCCUCGAUGCCCCCGUACGAUCACCAGUACCCCAGCCGCCGAGACCGAUCAAGGGCUACGACGAAUGGGAUCUUCUGCCCCCGCUGCCUGAAAUUCUUGAGGCCGUUCACAAGUUCACGGCCCAUUACUUCCAGUUGGGCUUCAUCCAUAAGCAACACUUUCCCGAACGGCUACGGACGAACCACCGAUCUGUCAGCGUGUUUUUCUUGCUCAGUAUCUUGAGCAUUUCGGCCCGGUUGACGCCAACGCUGGUAGAUCGUUUCGGUGGUGCUGUUAAGGCUGCUGAAGUGUUCAUGGAGCGCGCCUCCGAGGUUGCUUGCCGCGAACUGUAUAGAGACCCGGACCUGGAGAGAUGUCAGGCGUUUUACCUGUUGAGUAUUGCCCAGCAGGGAAGUAGCUUGAAGCAACAGAGCUCGAUCAAUAUGGCAAUUGCUAUGCGUAUGGCCACGUUGAUGGGGCUGCACAGGGAGGAGACUUACAGACUGCCGGAGAACCCUUCGGAGGAACUGAUUAUGAGGGCAGAGUCCGCGCGCCGCACCUUGUGGAUGCUCCAUAGCCAGGAUAACCUCCAUUCGGGACCGCGUGAUAUAACAGCAUUGCUGCCUUGCAACGAGAAGGACUUCGCCACUGGUCAAAUACCCAAGUCGAGAGCAGCGCUCCAGGAUACUCCUCCGGCCCUGGAGAACCCCCAUCUUGUCACCGACGAGGGUCGGUCCCUGUUUGCUACACUCAUCCAGGCCCAUUACUUCUGGGGAGCGAUCUCCCGCCGGGUGCUCAGUAAUGACAAAGUCACGGAUCCAUGGGAGCCGGCUAGCGAGUAUGCAAACAUAGUCAACCGCCUUGAGGAAUGGGAGAAUGGUCUGCCUGGCGACCAUAAGUGGAGCCCCUUUUUACUCAAGGGGUAUAAGCAAGAGGGCCAAGACUUAGCAUACCUCGGCGUGACCAUGAUAACUCGCCUCUGCAACAUUGUUCUUCGGAAGGCAUACCUGACCGAUAUCUUGUCGGACGAUAAGUCCCAACCGGAGCGCACAGCUUUCUGGACUGAAAUGUCUCGUCAGCUGUUUAGGAACGUCAAGAAUCUGUACGAACAAAUCGACACUCAAUACAAUGAGCGGUCACCCGAGGAAGGUCCUGGGGCACAGAUGGCAGCGUUCUGCGUUUACAGCUGUGGCUUCCUCGCAUGCUACUUGUGCAAAUACCCAAAUCUCUGCCCUGAGCCAGCCAUUACUCGCGAAGGACCUUUGAUGGUGACUCGUGUACUCAGCAUAUUGGCAGAAAGCAGGAACAUAUGGCCGUUGGCGACUAGGUGGUAUGAGCAUCUGGAACGUUUUUACACAGCCCAAAGCGGCGUCAUAGUUGGUAACGAGGGUACCAUGGCGGACAGCGUAAGUUAUCAUUAUUCCCCUCAAAAGGCCUCUCGUUCACGGAACCAACAGGCUGAUUUUACCUUCCUGCUCGCCCAGAGAGAUGAGAUUCCUCACGUCCUUCAGAUGCCGACCGUUCAGCAACAGCAAGCCCAGGCUCAAGCUCAUAUGGCUCUGGCUCAAGCUCAAGCUCAAGCUCAAGCACAAGCCCAAGCCCAAGCUCAGGCUCAGGCCCAGGCACAGGCUCAAGCACAGGCGCAAGAGGCACAACAGAUACAACAGGCACAGGUCCAGGCACAGCAGCCAGCACAGCAACACCCAGCCUUUACUGCUCAGAUGCAGGCGCAACAGGCCCAGCAGGUACAACAAGCUCUAAGUGAAAAGCAGGAGCCUGUUUCUCAGGGUAGUCCUGAACAGGCGAUCAUCAGCCCGGCACAGCCCAGUGUCCCAACUCCCGCGAUGUUCAUCGACCCAAGUCUCCGUGUGCCAACAUCGUCACAACCGCAGGAGCAGACUCCUGCACCAACUGUUCCCCAGCAGCAAGAUUUGGCAUCUUCUUCACAACAGGGGCAGCAGCCGCAACCUGUCGUCGGUGUAGCUGGUCGGCAGUCAACUGAUGGGUUGGGCCUGCUCAUUGAAGCGUUUGACACUCAACAAGCCGGUGGCGUCCCUCCAACGACCACGGCUGGUCAGGGGCAAGUGCCUUAUGACCCUCAGGCACCUCCGCAGCAGUACUACCCGCAGCCCGGAACUCUGGGCGUCAACGACGGAUAUGAGAACGAGUUGGGCUACUAUAUGUCGGAUCAGGGACAACCCGGUGCUAUGCAGAGCUGGGUUGGCGGAACGAAUAUGUAUGGAUACUAG